AUGAAUCCUGAACAGCCGCGCAGAGCGGCGACUGUGCCUCUGCCUGUUCCUCAAAGUCAUCAGAAUCCGCCGCCAGCUCCGCCUCUACCCCCACAACAACGAGCCCGCAAUGCCCUGAACAGGUUCCUCGGAUUUCCUGCCAGAGCUGCUGAUGCAGACGGCGAUGGACGCGACGGCAGUGGCUCGGGAUUGAAGGAUGUUCAAAGACUUCCAAGCUUGUCCGCGUACAAUGCCAGCGCUAGCCACAAGACAGGACUAGAAAUCAACUCAUUGUCUAUCAACGACGAGGGAAGUCAUGCUAUUCUUGCUGGACGAGAUAUUCUCAAGACUAUUCGGGUUGACGAGGGAAGUUGUACAGAAGACAUCAACAUCCGAGCCGCCAUUCGAAAUUACAACGCCCACACCUCUGGGAGGUCAAAGGACAACAUCAACGUAUCUGACGUUGCUUGGGGAAAGGGCAGCUUUGGCAACUACAUUGCCGCUGCGAACGCCAACGGGCCUAUCACGUUAUAUGACCUCAACCAUCCGGGUAUCGAAGUUGCGCAACUGAAAGAGCACCGUCGGCAAAUCCACAGGGUGACGUUUAAUCCUCAUGCUGGUCAACACUUCCUUUCCGCUAGUCAGGAUGGUACCGUUCGACUUUGGGAUCUUCGCGAUGUCAGGAGAGAUGCCAACACAUUUCCAAGCAGAUUUACCACCAGCGGGCAGAACGAGGGAGUUCGAGAUGUCAAGUGGUCUCCAACUGAUAUCUUUGAGCUAGCCAUGUGUACGGAUGGUGGCUUUGUUCAGAGAUGGGAUACUCGCAAGCUCAAAAGCCCUUUGACGCGUAUCGCGGCUCAUACUGGUCCUUGUGCAACAAUUGACUGGCAUCCUGAUGGUAAACACCUACUCAGCGCCAGUUCAGACAAGACAGUCAAAGUCUGGAACAUCUCCGCUGAAGGUAGAAGACACAAGGCUGUCUACGAGAUCAAGACGCCACAUCCCUUGCGUCAUGCUAGAUGGAGACCACCUUGUCAGUCAUCAUGGCCAUCAGGUCGGGCUACAAGACAAUGUACUCAGAUUGUCACAUCAUACGAGCGUGAUCAUCCUAUCGUGCAUAUCUGGGACUUUCGAAGACCUUGGUUGCCCUUUCGAGAGAUGGAAGGCUACCAGACUGCGCCGACAGAUCUUCUGUGGCAUUCUCAAGACUUACUAUGGACAGUCAAUAGAGAAGGCAUGUUUCUUCAGCAUGAUAUCAAGUAUGCUCGGAAAGUUAUGGACAAACGCAACAUGCAGGCUUUCGCUAUCUCCCCGCUUGGAGAGUUCAGUUUGGUAACUCAGAAACGAGCGACUCGUCUUAGACCAGGACUCAAUCGCGACGAUAGCGAAGCGUUCAUUCGUCAACGGCGAUCUGGCCUCUCACCUUCUGAGAUAGCUGGACAGGGUAACACUUCUAGUCGAGGAUCGCAUGACGAUACCAUAGACGACACUUUUCUGAGCAGCUCUUAUGGCAAGCGCCAUACAAGAUCUCCUAGUGCGAGAAUUGGUAAAUCACAUAACGAAUCACCGCCAGCAUAUGAUGUGGGACCUACUCGGACAGUUAGCCUCGAAGACGUGUUGAAGGCGGGUCGAGCAUAUAAGCCAGGUCAAAGUGCUGCUCGUGGACGUCUUCCUGGAAGUCCAAACUUGUUGCUUCUUCAGUACUUCGCAAAGCAUUAUAGAACACGAGUUCUCCCCGAACCACCUUCGGUCGAUGCUUUCCUGAAAGUGCAUGAGACAUUUGAGCACAACGCCAAUCACGUUCAGAAGGCAUCAAUGUAUCGCUUGGCUCAGUCGUGGAGGAUCAUGGGUCGAGCGGUCAUGACAGAGCUGCUAGGUAGAGCGAAUCAUCACCGUGCAUUGAGAGCAAAGAACGACUCCGGCCCUCGCAAAAGCUUGUUAGACGAGUCUCCGUUUGCCAGAAGGACAAGGAGGUGGCUCGGUUCAACAGAGCGCAGAUUAAGCUCAAAGCCCGGAACACCAUUGAGUCGGCCACUGAGGACGAUGGAAUCUCUCUCGACUGUUCAGCCCGACAGUACUUCCAACGUUCCUACACCAAUUGCACGACCUGUGAAAGACCGACACGAGUCUGAACGAGCUCCGCUCAAGGAGAUCGACACGGACGAAAGCCUCACACUACCGCCUUCGCUUUUGACUCCCUCUGAGAUUCAAGAAAAUAUCGAGGGACAGAACCGAGCUACAUUACAGGUAGUGGACCACCGAGGUAUUGAACAUCGUAAUUCAUGGUAUGGCUCCGUUCAGAACUAUCAGGAGAAACGAGAGGCGAUCAGCAACUGGAGACAACCUCUCAAAGAACCGCUUAAUCUCGAGGAUGGGCCUAGCGAACGUCCUAAACCCACGAGAUAUAAUUCAGAUGAGAGUUUCGGUAUGUUCCCGUCUUUGUCUUCUCGAGAUGCUUCAGGACCAGCUUCUUCCGUGGCUAGUAGGUCGGACCUUAUGGAAGCCGUCCAGGAGAACCUUCGGUCAGAAGGCUCAUAUGGUUCGAUGCAUCUGGGGAGUAGCUCGUCAUCUGAGCCCAUUCCAAGUCGAAGCUAUCAGACUAGACAGGGCAUUCCAGAAGAUCAGAGUCAAGACAGUGUUCUUGUGUCUUCCUCGGAAAGUGAACAAGAAGGCCUUGCUAUACUUCCUGCGCCCACAGAGAACAAAGAUGCCCCAGCAAGAGACAUACCUCGGGAUAUGCAGACUUUGGCCUUGAACAAUCAGCAGAGUUUCACGUCAGAGAAUGACAACUUUGCCGAUCGACGAAAGCUUUCCGAUGAUCUUGAGAACAUGGAGGCCAGUGGCACCAUUAUCCCACACCGACACUCUAGGCAGCUCGGGCGAUCGAAAGAAAAUGCCUCUGUAGACUCGACAAAAACGCCGUUCAUUACAGCAGACUUCCUAGCGUCUGACUACAACAUCGAUGCUGAGAAGGACAAACCAUUCCGCGUGAUCAACAUGCUCAACCAUCUGCUCGACUACCAUACUGUCAAGGUGCCUGAUGCGCAAGCAGCGACCAACUUCAUCUUCAUGUUGACGCCCCUGCUUCCCGAGACACAUGCACUGCCACAACCGAGUAUUGACGCCACCAUCACUGUGUACAGCGAGUAUUUUACAGCCAUGGGAUACAGCGACAUGGAAAUAUACAGCUUGUUCUCGACAUCGUUUGAACAUCUCAUCAAGGCUGGGCUGCAGCCUCUACAAGCAGAGAGCAUUAUCAGUACCUACCAUAGCCAGCUGCAACAUCUCGGACUAUUCAGUCAUGCUGCGUAUUUGCGUCGCGUCAGCUACCCCAUGUAUCCAUCAGUCUACGAGGGUGGCUUGAAAGACACCCAAGUGAGCUUCAUGUGUGGUAGCUGCAGAAAACCCAUCAACACUCCUAACAAGAUGCGCUGCGAAAAUUGCACGCAGCGACAAGACCCAUGUCCAAUCUGCUGGUGCGACACAAGUCCCUUCGAAGGUCCUGCCAAGAUUAAGACUCGAGCAGGAGGCAACAGAAGCUCUGUCGUCGAGCCCUUCAUUCAUCCAGCCAGAACCGGAAAUGAUAGCGACGACGAGACAGCCAACAUCGAAGCCGUAGAGGUACAGAAGAACACCUUGUACUCUGCCUGCUUGCUCUGCAACCACUCAGCUCAUGCAGCUUGUCUGCGGACGUGGCACUCGCCGCCUCCAUCCCACAUCGAUGUUUCUCCAACAGAUGUGUCGACUUCUGGAGGCGCUUGUCCCACACCUGGCUGCCUUUGCGCAUGUACACCAGGUGCUCGACGGAACGAGAUGAUGGACACUGUUGAGCGGAAGGAGCGAGAGAAGAGUGUACGCGACGACGAUUGGGUUGUGGCCGAGUCGAGGGCUGCGCAGACGGCUGCUACGUUGGCCGGUGGUAGGAAGAGGAGCGGAUUGAGUACUACGAUGCCGGUUGAGGAGGUUGGCAGCGGCAGACGGGAGAGAAGGAGCGUAGGAUUCAAAACGGGCUAG
This is a messenger RNA of Aureobasidium namibiae CBS 147.97, 3993 nucleotides long. RefSeq lists its product as uncharacterized. The record is from RefSeq and is a predicted model, not a curated record. The coding region runs from base 1 to 3993 and encodes 1330 amino acids. Gene Ontology annotation, molecular function: protein binding. The transcript is spliced from 2 exons. Gene Ontology annotation, biological process: positive regulation of TOR signaling. Lineage: Eukaryota; Fungi; Ascomycota; Dothideomycetes; Dothideales; Saccotheciaceae.